Molecule: messenger RNA, 6580 nt
Organism: Sinocyclocheilus grahami
Lineage: Eukaryota; Metazoa; Chordata; Actinopteri; Cypriniformes; Cyprinidae
Product: protein TANC2-like
Exons: 19
Coding region: 236-4990 (1584 amino acids)
Biological process (GO): regulation of dendritic spine morphogenesis
Cellular component (GO): dendritic spine
Molecular function (GO): protein binding
Source: RefSeq, a predicted model, not a curated record
CUUUGCUCCAUACCGGCCACCGGACAUCGCUCUGAAGCCACUUCUCUUCGAGGUGCCCAGUCUGACCCCCGAUGCUGUUUUCACCGGUCGAGAAUGGCUGUUCCAGGAAGUCGACGCUUGUCUACGCAGCAGUGAGUCCACUGCCAGUCAAGGUGUCGUUAUUGUUGGCAACGUGGGCUUCGGCAAGACGGCCAUCAUCUCUCGCUUGGUGGCUCUCAGCUGCCAUGGCAACCGCAUGAGACAGAUCACCUCUGACAGUCCACAUGCCUCACCAAAACAUGGCGACACACUGCCUUUGAACCAGCCUCAGUCCGCUCACGGCACUCUGGUCGGUGGGAGCAACUGCCCUGGAACGCCCGAGAUGCGGAGACGCCAAGAGGAGGCACUCAGAAGACUGGCUUCUCAGGUGGUGGCGUACCAUUACUGUCAGGCCGACAACGCAUACACCUGCCUGGUCCCUGAGUUUGUGCAUAAUGUGGCAGCGUUGUUGUGCAGGGCUCCUCAGAUGCAGGCCUACCGAGAGCUGCUGCUCCGCCAGCCACACCUGCAGAGCACACUCAGCCUGCGCGCCUGCGUCCAGGACCCUUUCAGCGCUUUCCGCAGGGGCCUGCUGGAACCUCUGGAGAUCCUGCAUCGAGAGAGGAAGAUUGCGUGUGAUGAGAAUCUCCUCAUUGUGAUUGACGGGUUGAAUGAGGCGGAGUUCCAUAAACCGGAUUACGGAGAAACCAUUGUUUCCUUCCUGUGCAAAACCGUUGAGCGUUUCCCUCCCUGGCUUAAACUGGUGGUCACUGUCAGAACAACACUGCUGGAUAUAUCUCGUCUGUUGCCGUUCCACCGUAUCUCUCUGGACCGUCUGGAGGAAAGUGAUGCGAUUGACUUGGACUUGCAGGGCUACAUCCUGCACCGGCUUCACUCCAGCCAGGAGAUCCAGAACAACGUGGCACUCAAUGGCAAGCUAGACAACGCAGCCUUUGCCAAAUUCAGCACUCAUCUGAAAAGUCUGAGCCGGGGCUCCUAUCUCUACCUGAAGCUCACGCUGGACCUCAUUGAGAAGGGUUACCUGGUGCUCAAAAGCUCCAGCUUCAAGGUGGUUCCGGUGAAUCUGGCUGAGGUUUACCUGUUGCAGCUGAACAUGCGUUUCCCAACUCAGUCGUCAUUCGAGCGCAUUCUUCCCCUGCUUAACGUGGCCGUGGCUUCUCUACACCCGUUAACUGAUGAGCAGGCCUACAGUGCCGUGAACGCCGGCAUGGUGCAUGGAGCUGCCAUGGACUGGGAGGAUUUCCAGCAGAGGUUUGAACUCCUUUCGCCUUUCCUGGUGAAAAGACGUGAUGGAACGCGCAUGUUCAUCCACCCAUCCUUCAGAGAGUGGCUCAUCUGGAGAGAGGAUGGAGAGAAGACCAAGUUCCUCUGUGACCCCAGGAGUGGCCACACACUGCUUGCUUUCUGGUUUUCACGGCAAGACAGCAAGCUUAAUCGACAGCAGACCCUCGAACUUGGCCACCACAUUCUCAAAGCUCACAUCUUUAAGGGCCUGAGUAAGAAGGUUGGCGUUUCCUCUUCAGUUCUGCAGGGGCUGUGGGUGUCCUACAGUACAGAAGGGCUCUCUGCAGCUUUGACUUCAUUGAGAAAUCUCUACACUCCGAACAUCAAGGUAUCUCGGCUGCUGAUUAUGGGCGGAGCUAACGUGAACUAUCGUACAGAGGUGUUGAAUAACGCCCCCAUCCUGUGUGUCCACGCUCACCUGGGCUACCUAGAGACUGUGACUCUGCUGUUGGAGUUUGGGGCGGAUGUGGAUGGCGUUUCAGAGAGUGGACUCACUCCUCUUGGCUACGCAGCCGGCGCGGGUCACCUACCCAUCAUCACCACCCUCUGCAGCAAGAAAGCCAAGGUGGAUCACCUGGAUAAGAAUGGUCAGUGUGCGCUUGUCCAUGCCAGCCUGCGGGGUCAUCUAGAUGUGGUGAAGUAUCUGGUGCAGUGCGAGUGGAACACAGACGGACAGCAGGCCGGAUCCUUCAACAAGAGCCAUGCAGUACAGCAGGCCCUCAUAGCAGCCGCCAGUAUGGGCUAUACAGAACUUGUAUCCUACCUGCUCGACCUGCCCGAGAAAGAUGAGGAAGAGGAGGAACGAGCUCAGAUAAACAACUUUGACACACUGUGGGGUGAAACAGCUCUGACAGCAGCAGCAGGUCGGGGGAAGCUGGACGUGUGUCGUCUUUUACUGGAGCAGGGUGCCGCUGUGGCUCAGCCCAACCGCAGGGGCAUCGUGCCACUCUUCAGCGCCGUGCGGCAGGGACACUGGCAGAUAGUGGACCUGUUGCUGAAUCACGGCGCUGACGUGAACAUGGCUGAUAAACAGGGACGAACUCCUCUAAUGAUGGCUGCGUCUGAGGGACAUCUGGGUACGGCGGAGUUCCUGCUGGCUCAAGGUGCCUCAUUAUCUCUGAUGGACAAGGAGGGGCUAACAGCACUGAGCUGGGCGUGUCUUAAAGGCCACCUCCCAUUGGUCCGUGCUCUGGUUGAAAGAGGUGCGCCGACGGCCCAUGCAGACAAGAGCGGCCGCACUCCACUGGACCUUGCCGCUUUUUACGGCGACUCAGAAGUGGUGCAGUAUCUGGUGGAUCAUGGUGCGAUGAUCGAGCAUGUGGAUUACAGCGGCAUGCGUCCGCUGGAUCGAGCAGUCGGCUGCAGGAACACAUCAGUGGUGGUGGCGCUGCUUAAGAAGGGAGCCAAGAUAGGUCCUGCAACAUGGGCAAUGGCCACAUCAAAACCUGAUAUUAUGAUCGUUCUGUUGAGCAAACUGAUAGAGGAAGGAGAUGGAUUCUACAAGAAAGGAAAGGUGAAAGAAGCCGCCCAACGAUACCAGUAUGCCCUGAAGAAGUUCCCACGAGAGGGUUUCACAGAGGACCUGAAGACUUUCCGUGAGCUCAAAGUCUCUCUGCUGCUCAACCUCUCCCGUUGCCGCAGGAAAAUGAACGACUUUGGGAUGGCGGAGGAGUUUGCCUCCAAGGCACUAGAGUUGAAACCCAAAUCCUAUGAAGCCUAUUACGCACGAGCCCGUGCCAAGCGCAGCAGCAGGCAAUUCCACGCAGCCCUGGAGGACCUGAGUGAAGCUGUGCAUCUGUGUCCCAAUAACCGUGAGAUCCAGCGCCUGCUACAACGUGUAGAAGAAGAGUGUCAUCAGGUUGAACAACAACAGGAUCUGGAUCCGCCUCCUUCCCCUCCCCGUGAUCAAGCCCCAUCCAAUGUCCCACCGCCUCCAAUGGAGCCCCAUAUUUCACACAUGGAGCCAGUCCAGGACUUGUUUGAGGAGGAGGAUGAUGAUUACCUUGAGCGGGAUUUAGAUGGCCUACCGCUUGGUGUUCCUGCUGAGCCCCACACUAUACUAUCGGGACUUCCUGUCAUUCAAAACAUGCCUCCAUCUCCGAGCCAUCAUGAUUCACCCUACUUGGGCCAAGCGUAUGACCUUCGCCCCAGUCCCCCUUCAAUGUCCUCUCCUACUAGGCAAGGCUACCAAUCCUCUUCUCCAUCGCUCUCACCAACGCACCAGAGCUCACACUUUCGGCCCAGUCCCCCUCAUCAGGCUUCCUACCACUUCAGCCCACCACCAUCACCAUUACGCCGUGGACCACAGUAUCGCGCCAGCCCUAACUCUGAGGGAGUCGCCAUGUACCGUCCGCAGUCCGCCUCUGCAGGAUGGUACCAGCAAGACCAGCUUGCAGGGCGACCCAAGUCCCCUCUGUCCAAGAUGAGCAGCCAACGUUCUUUCCAAUUUUCCCAACAGACUUCCCAGCCGUCACAACAGACCCAGUGGCUGCAGCCAGCCAAGGCACAGAUCGUCCGCACCAACCAGCCCAACACUGCGGUACACUCCAGUGCCAUACUGGGUAGUAGUGCAUACAGUCAGAUUGCUCACUCAAUGAGCGCCCGCUGCCCAGGAGACAUGGAUGAACUUGGGGAUGGAGGGUACUCUUCCUCACUUCAACCUCAGGGCAGUCUGAGUGCAGGGGCCUUGUACCAGCGUGCCAUCAGCAUGGAUCCUGGCCUUGUGGAGGACGAGCUUCCCCAGAGGCCCUCCUCUGCUUACAGACCCAAUCCUGGAGGAGUCCGUUACGCUCAGACACCACAGAUCAGCCGCAGUCAGUCAACCGCCUACUAUCCAGUCUCGCCUCACGAAAUUGAGCGACAGGUGACUCUGGGUUCACCAGAGAACCUUCAAGCCCACCGGCGUCCAGUUAGUGCGAAUAGUGCUGAACCCAAACAGCACCCACCAGCUCCACGCCCCCUUAUUCACUCCCACAGUACGGGUCUACGCUUCUCUCCAUCCAGCAACAGUUUGGUGGCAGGUUCCGCUGCUAACCUAGGCCCAGGGUUCAGGCCGUCAGCUGCUGCGCAGCAAAUGGAGAUCCCUCUAAAUCUUUCCUAUGAAGGCAGCUACCAUGAUGACCUUUCACCAGAGUCACCCCCACAAGGCACAGACUUCGGGGUGGUGGGUGGAACAUAUCCAGGAGAAGCGCUUCGCUCCCGCGCCACGCCUUUCAUGGGCAUUAUUGACAAGACCGCACGGACUCAGCAGUACCUUCAGCAGCAGCCUUCGUUUGCAUCAUCCUCUUCGGGUUCUCGACCAUGGACCGUUUCUUCACUGGAUACGGUGGUGAACAGUCCAGCCACUUCCCCUAGCAACAUGGGCUACGGGCAGCAAGCAGCACCCCUCAGCCAUAUUGCGUACUACAACCGCACCAACAACGCUCACAAUGGUCACCUCAUGGAUGACGAUUUCUACAUCAACUCCCCUGGUGUGACGCGGGACCGGGCGGAUGCUAUGGGCCGAGUUAGCCAGAUUCCCACAUACCCAGAUGUGAAAGUGGCACGGACUCUGCCAGUUUCCCAGGCCUACCAGGACAAUGAGUUUAGGCAGAUGUCUCGAAAUGAAAGGCAAGGCCCAACCUCACCCAUUAAACCAAAGAGACCCUUUGUGGAGUCUAAUGUGUAAGAAUAAAGAGUCAGUGUGCAAGAUUUAUUAGAACAUUCUCGAGGAAUAUCUGACAUGUUGACCAACUUAUCUCUUCGUUUUACGUCCCAUAUCUUGAUAAUGAAAAUACAGACCUCUCAAGGUGAAUUUCACCGAUGUGAAUCUAGUGAUUCUAGCAUGUACAAAUCAAAUGCAUCUAUAUUUGCUCUGGACACAAAAAUGGAAGUAUCAGGACCAAUUGGAGUUAUAGUAGGCCUGUGUAACUGCUGUACACCAACCUUCUACUUUUCUGUAACUUCAUGAGAGGGUGGCUGCUCAAUGCCAGUCAUGAACACAUUGCUGAGCAUGGCCCCUGCACCAGACAUCCCCACUAAUGUCCUCACUCAGACCAGUAAUAAUCCCGGAGAAUCUUGCUGUGUCUCAAGUUGAAAAUGUACCUAAAAUAUUCCAGAUCAAUAUUACUAAAGCAAAAAACUAAUAUUUAAUAUUUUAAGUUAUGUUUGUAUAAAUAUAUAUGUAUACACCUAAAUUUCAAUGCAGUUGUGUUUUCAGUUUGCCUUGAGUUGACAUGCACUCAGCAAUGUGAAAUAUUUUUAGACUUUUUUGGGGCAUUUUAAUUUUUUAUCAACAGGAUCGCUACCUUUAACGCAAUGCAAAUAUCUGUAAUGUUUGGUUAAUAAUGUCACAUCUGCUCAAGGGAAGUAGCAUUCAGGUGGUCAGCCGUUAAAUAACUUGCUCUAUAGUAGUCACACCACUAAAGCGGAAAUUGUCUUUUCCAAAGAAACUUUUCUCAUGGGAAGUAGGUGUGGGGAAAACUUUUUUGCAGCCUCAGAAUCCACAUGCUCUCAUUUAUUAUGUUUUGAGAGUUUAUUUGUGCACUGAAACAUGCCUUCAGAAUGUUUUCCCUGUUUGUUUAAAACUGUGAGUACUUCCUUUCAGAUAUGGGAAACCUGACUUGAUGUCCAAGCCGUAGGUCAGGCACUUUUUUGUUUUUUACGGAUGUCUUGGUGGCAUAUUAUGGGAAGACUGUGGCAAGUCAGAUUCACUCACUGGGUCUGGCUUUACUAAUCAAUGUUCAACUGCUGUUGAAGAAGAGCAGGUCUUUUUUGCAGUGUUUUAAUUAUUAUUAUUUUUUCUCUCUUUUUAAAGUUAUAAGAGGUGCACUCAGAGUUGACCUGGAAUACUGCUUACUGUACAACAGUGUUUGCAUUUAACUAUUUGUUUUCCUUUUGUAUGACCAAAAUGUAAAUGGCUGUAAAUAAUGUGCUGAACUAGAACGCAUGCUCUCUGCUAAUACACAAACCUGAGUGUGUGUGUGUGGUUUUGUGUAUGAGGGAAAAGACUGGCACAAUAUAUUUCCUUGUUUCCCUUAUUAGAUAAAAAAAAAAAAAGAACAGAUGAAGUUUAGGUUUUGUAUGUAUUUUGCUUUAAUAUUUGGCUUUGUUUAGAACUGGGUUUGUGAAGGAGGAUUCUCUGUAAAUGUGAGCCGUGAUGUUUUCUGGAAUGGAAAAUCAGAACCGUGAAUGAGGACUUUUUAUCCAGCAGUUAAACGAUUGUAAAACUGUACAGUCAUCUGUAUGUAUGAGGGAAAUAAUAACUUAUUUAAAAAAA